Molecule: messenger RNA, 1994 nt
Organism: Drosophila ananassae
Lineage: Eukaryota; Metazoa; Arthropoda; Insecta; Diptera; Drosophilidae
Gene: Tim17a2
Product: probable mitochondrial import inner membrane translocase subunit Tim17 3
Exons: 1
Coding region: 1069-1743 (224 amino acids)
Biological process (GO): protein import into mitochondrial matrix
Cellular component (GO): TIM23 mitochondrial import inner membrane translocase complex; mitochondrial inner membrane
Molecular function (GO): transmembrane protein transporter activity
Source: RefSeq, a predicted model, not a curated record
CACGUCGGAUGCGCCGCUAAUUGUUAAAUAGAAACAAGACACACACAUCUCUUAGAUCUCCCAGAUAGAACAGACAACAAACGCUCCUGAUAACACGAAUUCAAACGACUCCCGCUUACGUACUCCCAGCACGUACGCAAAACGCUCCGGACCACCCAGGGUAGCGGAACAAUUACCCAUCAGAACGAUAAGAACCAUAGAGAAUUAAAAAAUUCGAUGAUUCAACCGGGACAUAUACGAAUAUAUAUAUUUUUGCAAAUUGGCUGUAUUGGUUGUAUCUCUUGUAAUAAAAACAACAACAAUAAAAUAUAAACAAAUAAGCAAACUGCGCAACAGAAUAAUUACAAAGUCAGCGCCAUCCGAGAAGUGCAGGUGCUAUUGGCCCGCGCCGCCAUAUGCAUUGGCUUGCCGGGCACGUAAUGCCAAAGGUGGGCGGGCAGAGAGAUGCCUCCCAGGAGUACUGCCGGAGAGAGUGGCCCCACAAUCCGGAGCAAUCUAAUCGGUGGGAAGUCCACACGUAAGUGUAUUUGUAGUAGAGGUAUUGGAAGUAUUUCAAAUCUCAGGGAGCUCUAGUUUCUAGUCCUUAACUUUCUAUAAUGACACCUUAAAAAUGACUCUCUUUAUCAACAAACUAUAAAUAUUGAAAAGUAAAAUGUAGUUUUAAAGAUCAAAUCAAUCAUAAACUUUAAUCUUGACUCUCUAUAUGACACUUUUGCCAGAGGUGCCACGUAACCGCUUAUCGGUAAUUGCCUCGAUAUGCAAGUGGGGCCUACAGUUCCGAGGGAAUGCACCUCAAGAGGCCCCUAAUCUCGGCCAGAUGUUAUCAGAAAUAGUAAGAUUAAUAUCUUAGAUGCUAAUAUUUCAUAAAAAAAUGAGUCAAACCACUUUUGAGGCAAGUGUCACUUUGCCACAAUUCCAAAUUAUGUUUACUAGAAAGGAGUUUUUCGAAAACACGCGUUCAUCAUCAGUACCAGAAUCAGAACCAGAACACAAAGACCGUCUUCCCCGGCUAGCCACCGAUAAUCCAUUAAUUAUUAUUCAAUUAAGGGCUAAUAGGGAUCUGGGAUUAUGGAAUAUAAUCGACAACCAUGCCCCAUCAGGAUCGUUGAGGAUUGCGGUUGUGCCUUUAUGAUGGGUUCAAUUGGAGGGGCGUUGUUCCAGUACCUGAAGGGCUUUCGAAACUCUCCGUCUGGUCUGGUGCGCGGCCUGUACGGCGGCUUGGAUUCGGUUAAAAUGCGAACACCCUCCAUUGCCGGCAGCUUUGCUGUCUGGGGCGCCACCUUCAGCAGUGUGGACUGUGCCAUGGUCCACUACCGGCAGCGGGAGGACUCCUGGAACUCGAUUGUUAGCGGCGCGGCCACGGGCGGCAUUCUUGCAGCUCGAAAUGGGGUUCGGGCCAUGGCCAAUAGUGCGUUUGUGGGAUGCCUCGUCUUGGCCAUGAUCGAGGGAGCUGGUGCCGCAGUGGCCACCAUUUAUGCCGCCGAUGAGCAAGCCCAGGCCACGGGCGAGGAGAGAGAGUCGCAGCCACAGCGGCCGCAGUGGGAGGUGGCCACUAUCGUGGCCGUGGAUCAGAGGCCGGAUGAGGCUGUGGCGGAAUUCGAACGGGUAUUGGACAAGUGUCGAGCUUAUAGGGACCGGAAUAUAACCCUGCAGAACCUCAAGCCGGAGGGCAGGAAGCGGGCGAGGAUGGACCAGCCAUCGCACUCGCUUGUGGAACUCGUCAAACUGGCCGAUGUCUUCUGACCCUGAUCUUGACGUGAAGUGCUCCCUUUCUCCUCUCUCUUCUCCAAAUUAUGUGAAUGUGUUUUGGCGUUCCUCACUGUUGCACUGUUGCACUGUUGCUUGUCCCUACAGAGAGAGCGUGGUGGACGCACCUUGAACCAUUCCGUUGUAAUUACAGACACAGAUCUAAGUCGUUUAGGUAGGAAUCUAUUGUAAAAAUUUGCAUUUAAAUGUGCUGACUACAGGUUGGUUUAUCCCAAAAGAAAUUCUGA